GAGGAGCAAUGUUGCCAGAAGACUCUUGAGCAAAUAGCCUACUGGGCUAUAUUUCUGGACCAAGCCUGCUUCAACUUGCUUAGCCUUAGAGAAGUCUUAUCUGCACUUCUGAGUUUCAACCUCAUUCUCAACUCUGGGUUUGAUUAAGGCACAAAAUUUUGAAGCUUAUCAAAGGAGAGGCUUCUUAUGAUUUACAACUCUCCUCUAGCAAUGAUGAGGUUUGAGAGACAUGAACCUUGAGCUCCACAAAUCUGCUUUAAAUUGAACCCUAAAUUUAGUAAAUUUAAACAUCCAAACAGAAGUUUGAUGAAUGUUUCCAUGGAAAUUCUGAAUUAGAGAACUUUGGGUUUUUAUUGUCGAUUUUUUCUAACCGGAGACAUCUCAGGUAAAAUAAAUACCAGAUAAGAAUACACUCUUAAAGUGAACCAAGGGCUUAGGUCUGGCUUGGAGUAGCCUCUCGUCUGCCUUAGACUUGUCAAGAGGAGUUUAACCAUGCUCUAGUUAUAAAAUGCAUGAAAAUAUCUUGCUAUAGGUUACUGAGCAAAACUGAGGUUUUUUGAUGCAAAAUGUUUAUUUACAAUCCUAAUUUAAGAAAUUUUAGACCAAAAAAAGGCUCUUU
Molecule: messenger RNA, 619 nt
Organism: Moneuplotes crassus
Lineage: Eukaryota; Ciliophora; Spirotrichea; Euplotida; Euplotidae
Source: the annotation of a GenBank genome assembly